Penicillium verhagenii is the source of this 1710-nucleotide messenger RNA. Its product is annotated as dolichyl-P-Man:Man(7)GlcNAc(2)-PP-dolichol alpha-1,6-mannosyltransferase. NCBI's taxonomy places the organism in Eukaryota, Fungi, Ascomycota, Eurotiomycetes, Eurotiales, Aspergillaceae. Gene Ontology annotation, cellular component: endoplasmic reticulum membrane. Gene Ontology annotation, biological process: protein N-linked glycosylation. The transcript has 3 exons. Bases 1 to 1710 code for a protein of 569 amino acids. The record is from RefSeq and is a predicted model, not a curated record. Gene Ontology annotation, molecular function: alpha-1,6-mannosyltransferase activity.
AUGAGAAAUGGACUCGUGUUCUCGGGGCUCGUAUUCCUGCUCGCUUCGUUGAUUCUUCUUCAUAUCCUCGUUGCGCCUUAUACUAAGGUUGAGGAGUCCUUCCAUAUCCAAGCCGUCCAUGACAUCUUGGAGCAUGGCUUCCCAAUCACCGAGCUAGGCGCCGAGCGCUCUAAUUAUGAUCACUUUGAAUUUCCUGGCGCUGUCCCUCGGACUGCCGUUGGUGCUGUGGCACUCGCCAAGAUAUCACAGCUCGUACUUGCAGUGGACAGCCGAAUCGACCGCCAGAUCCUAGCCCGAGCAAUCCUGGGUCUCUACAAUGCGUCCGCGCUAGCUACAUUUGCAUACGGGCUACGCCGCAGCUUCGGCCAGACCGUAGCAACAUGGUACCUCCUCCUCCAGGCCAGCCAGUUCCACCUAAUCUACUACGCGUCGCGGCCGUUGUCGAACAUGUUCGCCUUCGGCCUGACAACAGUAGCACUACGCUACCAGCUCCCAGACAAAGUAGACAAUUCCAAGCCGCACGCCCAAAGUGCAUACCGGCUCUCGCUAUGCCUCCUCACCAUCGCGGGCGUCAUCUUCCGCUCCGAGCUGGCGGUCCUAGUCGCAACGCAGACGCUGUACCUGCUCCUCAGCGGCCGGAUCAAACUAUUUAAAACCGCCAUUCCAGCAGGCCUAGCCGGCCUCGCCAUCGGCCUCCUCACAACCGUCUCAGUAGACUCGCUCUUCUGGCAACGCACCCCGCUCUGGCCCGAGCUCGAAGCCUUCAUCUUCAACGUCGUCCACGGCCAAUCCUCAGCCUGGGGAACAGAGCCCUGGUCCUUCUACUUUGCCAACGCUCUCCCUCGCAUCCUGCUGAACCCGCUCACCUACCUCCUCGCCAUCCCCGUUGCGCUUCGCCAGCCCGCGACUCGCAAUUCGGCGCGAGCCUUGCUUGUCCCGUCGGUGUCCUUCGCCGCGCUGUACAGUUUCCAGCCGCACAAGGAGUGGCGCUUCAUCGUCUACAUCAUCCCGGCUUUGACGGCUGCUGCUGCCCUUGGCGCGGCAUACCUGUGGACACGCCGGUCUCGGUCGUUCUUCGCGCGUAACGCCUCCCGUCUUCUGGUCCUGUCCGCUUUCGCCUCAUUCUUGUUGUCUAAUCUUGUUCUGCUGCCCGCUUCCGCUGCGAAUUAUCCCGGUGGGAAAGCGUUGGAGGCUUUGCAUGUCUACCAGGAUCGGGAGACGGGUUCUGGCGAGGAUGUCCAUGUUUACCUCGGCAACCUUGUUUGUCAAACGGGUGUGACCCGUUUCCUGCAACGGCCGAGCACUGAGCGUGGACUCUGGGUGUAUGAUAAGACUGAGGAUGAAGUCGUCAAGUCUACGGCCUCUUUCUGGGAAAAAUUUGAGUAUGUUCUAGUUGAGGCUUCUGCGGAGCCUGCAUAUAUGGAUGUGGAUGAGAUACAUCUCCGGGACGCACUGCCUGGUUCGCAGUGGGAGACUGUCGAUGUGAUCGAGGGAUUUGCGGGAAUUUCGAUCAUUAGACCCGGGGAGCCGGCUGCGGGCAGCGCUGAGCGAUGGGUUAUGUCCCUGGUUGGUGGAGAGCGUGCUGUUGAGUUGUUUGAGUAUGUUCGCGAGGCGGCGAGGAAGCUUCUACUCAAGGGCUGGUGGGUUGAGUUGAAGAUGAAGCCUAGGGUCAAGGUUUUGAGGCGAUCAAGAAGUUCUUUAGACAUUUGA